GGCCCCGAUACACGAUCCCCCUCACUUCCACACUGAUGUAAAGUACCAGCAGCUAGUUGUAUCGGUGAACGCUGUGUUCCGGAUUUUAAACCUUUAUCCUUCUCUUCUUUUAGAUCUCCCAAUUCUUUAGAUAAAAAACACGUGCUCUAAUUACUAGAGAAUGUCGGAGUUGGAUGUUUCCGAAUUCGCCGAUGGGGAGAGGGGAGUCGAGGAAAACACAAAACAGGCUGAAGGAGGAAUGGCCCCAACCGUUUCUAUUGAAGAGGUGGGGAUUGUCCGACCGAUCAAGGUGGUCGGCCUGAUGAGUAUGAUCGUUGGAGUCCUCCUGGUAGCCCUGGCUACAGCGGGCAGCAACUGGGUAAGAGGCGAUAAUAAAAUGGAAGGUCUCUGGGCCGUGUGCUACGAUGACGCCAAUGAGACCGGUGUCAUCAACUGCUCGGACAAUGAAUCACGGAUAGGAUCUCUAGAUUGGAUGGAUGCGUGCCGUGCGUUGACGAUCGUCGCUCUGAUGGGGGGCUUCGCUUCGUUCGUCGUAGGAACAAUCGGAGUAACAACAUCUGACCUUAAACUGAAGCCAUGCUUUUACACGACGACUACAGUGUUGAUGUGGCUAUCAGCGAUUCCCCUUCUCACCACGUUGUGCGUAUUCGUCACGAGAUUCGUCAAGGAAAACCAGCCACAGACAUGGUCAGUCGGUUGGCCAUUUGUAUUUGCCUUGAUCGCCUUAGCUCUCUACAUCUUAGCCGCGAUCAUUUUUGCCGUGGACAGAAAUGCUGAUGAGAUCUUGGUGUGUGAGGUGAGUACGGCCAAUGCAGAGGAGGGUAUCGAAGAAGAGGCUACUGAUGUCUAAAAAUAAUCUAAAAGAAUGACGGAUCAAUUCCAAAGAAGAUUAAAACUUGAGUGAGCAUGUUCGCGACCACUAUAUGAAAAACAGUUUUUGAAGAAAGUCUAUGCGAACCGAACUGGUGUAAUGUUCUGUGGAAAUUUUCGAAAUGAUUCCAAAGAGCAAAAGUGUUACCGAACGAAAAAAGGAAUUCCUUAUGACCGGAAGCAAUCAAGCUUGCUCAUUUCCGGUAAAGUGUCAAGGUCAUAUGUGAGUUUGAGUGUCAACAAGGGCUUAUCAGCUACCUUGACAGGAGUGACGUCACGAGUGAAACCCAGCAGUGAAACGGGACUCAGAACUACCUGUAAGACUCAAAGAACCACAGUAUUCCGUGUGCAGAGAGUGCUUUGCACUUUACCCAACGUCAAUCCGUCCCGAAACGCAUCUUCCGCCCAAAGUGACGCCCAAAUGUGACUUACGAAGUGUUGCUGUGAUAUUUUUGAUUUCUGCUAUUUUGAUAUAUAAACUGUACGUUGUGUGAAAGCUCCCUAUAUAUAACAUGGAUGUCUUCUCAUCAUUAUGCCAUCGGAUUACUUGCAGUCUUGGAACAAAUGAGACCACCACGGGUAAAACCCUUGUGUCAGGUGUACAAAAUGCAAUAUAAUUAUUAUUUAUUAUUGAAUGGAUGCAAAUUUCAGCAAGGUUAAAAUAUGUGCAUAUAUGGAAGCAAACGUGAAGUGAUGUAAUGGAUUAUGACGUAUAUAAUGUGUGAUAACAUAUAGAUGACGGUCAUAAAUGUCUCAAUGUGUCUUACACAUGGGUACAUGACUCUUCCGAAAAUUACUAUACUUGAAAAAUAUUUGGCUUAUCUACAGCAAAAUAUAUUAAUCUGUUUUUUUAUAAGAAAACCGCAUUCAUUAAUACAUGACGUCACAUGACGUCAUCAAAAUAAUAUGUGUGACGACGACUUAAUUACGCACACUUCACGCGAAGGAUCCCGCCAAUAUGCCACAUUGGCUUUCUCGAGUUGCCUAUAUCUCAAGUAACUGUUUGAGGGUGGAGUAUUUAACCUGGAUUUCUUUUGUCCUCUUUGAAAUUUGCCAUUUCCCCUUAUCCUUUCCAGAAUCGUUGGAGUAUGUACAGAAUAGGCGACUCCAGAAAAUAGUGGUUGUUUGGUACUGGGGCCAGAAAUGACCAAUCAUAAUAGUCUAAGGUAUCACGUGAUCUAAAUCUGACAUAUAAAUGUACGAAACUAAAGAUAUAGAAGUUAUGUCGCAUACAUGCUCAGGGAAAGCUGUUGCAUUAUUAACUAUUUAAUAUUUGCAUGGAUUACAGCCAAAAGGAUGUCAGUCUGUGAGGGGUCAUCUGUAUCUCAGGUUUGCGUCUAACGCCUCCACACCAAUAACAAAUAUUUAUAAUUGUCUAGUUAGUGGAGAAAUCCUACAAUGCGUUUGAAAUAUAUUUUUAAUCAAUUAUGAAUAGAAUAUCCAGUGUUUGUUAUUCUGCGUAGGAAGGCAUGCCAUUGUGCAUCAUCGCGGACAUUAUCGUAUCACGGAGUUUAAAAUAUUAGUAAUAGUAUUUAUACGAUCCCUUAUAAACAGUCAUCCUUUUAUUGUUAGCAGAUGUGAUAAUAUCAUUGAUCUUGAUAUGUUUAUUUUAUAAACCGUACAUGAAUGUUGGCAUGGCGGUGUUAUAAGCCUGACAGAAUGAUUAUAUGUAUAUAACCGCCACUGCAGCAGUUUCUAAUUCGUCUGUGUUUUACUCAAUGUGGCAUGGAUGACAGAAUCUAUGUCUGUAUGAGAUUGGCACUAGCUUUGUACCUCUUGUUAGUAGUGGUAGGGGCCCCCGACAGGGUGCACGGAGAAAUCAAAAGAAAAAUGAAAACGUAAACGUAAUGUUGUGAUAAUCAACAAACAUUCUUGAGACCCCGACUCCAUUGGAACCCGUCAUUGGUAUUCAUACGUUGGCUUGUGGUUUCUCUGGUGGCAGAUGUCGGAAUGCGUUAGGUAACGUGUAUGUAACAUUUACCUACCCAAUCACGUAUACGUGAAGAACGUUCGGGCGAAUGUUGUGUAAAUGUUGUUUCAGUUAUGAUAGAGAAUCAUGCAUACGUGCAUUCCUGUUACGUCAUCAUGAAUUGUUUGCCGAGUGAUGCGCGUCUGUUUUCGAUCCUAUAUCCCCGCAAUUGAAACAUUGACGCGCCGUCGUUUCUACGGCCUAUGCACCUAGAUACUGCAGUUUUGAUUAACGACCUUGGUACAUGUCGUUCAUUGUUGCAAGCUACUGUACAGGUGAUAGCGACUGGCAUUUCUAUUAUAUAACUUGGCUCUAUCACCCCAAAACAUCAUUAUGUAGGUGCAUUUCUAUCUCGACUGUAAAAAAUAGAAUAUCAUUUUUAUUAUGAUAACAUAUGAAACGAUGAAAAGUUUGAGGGCUCUACAAACUCAGGGUUAAUCAAGUUCCGCCUCAGCCCCGCAGUGAAUGCAGUUUUAUUUUUUGCUUUGCCUCUUCAGACAGUGAAUUACAUAUCAAAUUAGAAGCCUGUAUAUGUUUACAUAUCUUGGUAUAUGCAUUAAGAAUGCACUAGUGCUAGAUUAUACAAGCUAAAAAUAUAAUGCGUUGGAGAUAAACAAGAACGGAAUACAGAGCCAAGUGGUAGUCGCCACACAGCAAACAAAAUAACACUAGGAGGCAGGGACAUCAACAAAUAGCUCCCAGGGACAGAGAUAGUACAGAGUUUAUGUUGUACGUCGUGUAACAACAGAAGGCUGUAAAUGUAAGCCGCCCUGCUGUUUUUAUAGUAUAACUUCACUGCAAGUCAUUUGCGGACAUAGUCUACUCAGGUCGUCGUCGAGAUAUACCUUACUAGGGAACUAGUGAGAAUGGUUCGUUUCAGGAACCAUAGAUGUGGCUGUCAUGUUUAGCGUGGAUUAGAUUCACCCGUGAAUAGAGAUUUUGUCAAGCCUCGUCAGCAAACAAACAAAUCUACCAAACAGCCGCCCAUUGUUUGUUUGUCUGAUUCCACUCGCUUGAAUGCCAUUUAUCUCAUAGUUCUUAUGUUUCUUAUGGUUAUUAACUUGCUUGCUAUAUUUGUUUGCUAGGCUCUACCUACUUGACAUCGAUGUCCACAAAAUUAAUCUUUAUAUUAAUACAGUGAUGAAACAAAGUUUAUAAACUUAUAUUAAAAAUCUUGCUUGCCCGGAUGAAUCGCGCAGAGGGUAUUAAUGAAGGAAGAAACUGUAAAACCCAGAUAAAGCAAACUUGGUCAGACAGGCUACCCCUUAUACAUUUUCAACCGAUCGGGGAAGAAUCGAGCUCCGAAGGUCCCGGUGAAAGGCGAGAGAGCAACUCACUGCGCCAUCCGGCCGCCAAGAGUGAUCUAAAUGCCACAUACUAGUACUUAACGUCAAUAUCUGCUUAAUGCCACGUUUUUUUUUAUGUCAAAGUCGCGGCUAGCUGCCACUUGCUCGAUACCAAUACCUGCCAGUUGCCACAUGUCGAUAUCUCCUCCCUGUCAGUUGUUUUGAUGCCACAAUGCCGUCUCUACCUUCAUCAUCUAUCAGUUGACGUUUUUUGUAAAUCCCUGAUGGUCAACAUCUGCUUGUUAUAAUUGUUUGCUAUCAUUUACCUGCUACUAUAACUUCCUGUUUGUUUGAUGAUGUCUAUGAUCUAUAGUUGAACUAUACUUACGCUUUUUUAUGUUACCUGCUCGCCGCGACAUACUUGUUGCCAAUGCCCGCUAUUAUAUUUAGUGUUAAUAUCUGCUGGCUUCCACUUACUUGCCGUCAAAUUCUAAUGGUUACCACUUGCUUGCCGUCAAAUUCUAAUGGUUACCACUUGCUUGCCGUCAAAUUCUAAUGGUUACCACUUGCUUGCCGUCAAAUUCUAAUGGAUACCAAUUGCUUGCCGUCAAAUUCUAAUGGUUACCACUUGCUUGCUACAUUUGUUUGCUAGCCUUUACCUGCUUGUUAUCAUUACCUACUAGCUACUUGCUGACCGAAAGAGCGGUGUCCCUGUCUAACUGUUAUCUCAUUAAUUUGGACACAUUUCCCUCGAACUUGAUUCUAAAGUAAGAUUGCAUAAUGACAAUUAGUCAAGAAAACUGUCAAAACAGUCAGUCAUUAACCGAAAUCACCAGAUCACUUCGACAAAAUAUCGAGAACAAUUUGUUUACAUUGAUAAAAAGUAUCUGAAUACAUUGAUCAUGUCAUAGAAAUGAGUGAAGGUCAUGACCGCGUGAAGCACGUGAGCGCGUGAGAGAGUAAAAUUGUACGUAACAGGAUAUAUACAAAGUUUUGAUAAGAAAUAUGUGUUUGGAAAAGCCACGUUACCCUCAAAACCAUUUAUGGUUUUUCCCUUCAAGAUUUCCAUAUUUUUGUUAUGUUGAUUUUUGAAACCCAGUGUAUAAUUCAAUUGUUUCUAGCCAACGUUGGUUAAAUGUUUUCAUUCAGUUUUUAAAUAAAUUUUAUCCCUUU
Messenger RNA from Mizuhopecten yessoensis (Yesso scallop), 5298 nucleotides. RefSeq names its product transmembrane protein 47-like. The record is from RefSeq and is a predicted model, not a curated record. Bases 161 to 850 code for a protein of 229 amino acids. Gene Ontology annotation, cellular component: membrane; cell-cell junction. Gene Ontology annotation, biological process: cell-cell adhesion. NCBI's taxonomy places the organism in Eukaryota, Metazoa, Mollusca, Bivalvia, Pectinida, Pectinidae. The transcript has 4 exons.